Dictyostelium purpureum is the source of this 3264-nucleotide messenger RNA. RefSeq lists its product as uncharacterized. The transcript has 6 exons. Gene Ontology annotation, biological process: endocytosis; vesicle transport along actin filament; actin filament organization. Lineage: Eukaryota; Evosea; Eumycetozoa; Dictyosteliales; Dictyosteliaceae. Bases 1 to 3264 code for a protein of 1087 amino acids. Gene Ontology annotation, cellular component: plasma membrane; vesicle; microvillus. The record is from RefSeq and is a predicted model, not a curated record. Gene Ontology annotation, molecular function: ATP binding; microfilament motor activity; actin filament binding.
AUGGCAUAUAAAAGUCAACAUGGUGUAGAUGAUAUGGUUAUGUUGUCUAAAAUUGCUAAUGAUACAAUUUUAGACAAUUUAAAGAAAAGAUAUGGUGGCGAUGUUAUUUAUACAUAUAUUGGAAAUGUAUUAAUUUCAGUUAAUCCAUUCAAACAAAUUAAAAAUUUAUAUUCAGAAAGAAAUUUAUUAGAAUAUAGAGGUAAGUUUAGAUAUGAAUUACCACCACACGUUUAUGCAGUAGCUGAUGAUAUGUAUAGAAAUAUGUAUGCGGAAGGUCAAUCACAGUGUGUUAUUAUUUCUGGUGAAUCUGGUGCCGGUAAAACUGAAGCAGCCAAAUUAAUUAUGCAAUAUAUCGCAGCUGUAUCUGGUAAAGGUACUGAUGUAACAAGGGUCAAGGAUGUAAUUUUAGAAUCAAAUCCAUUAUUAGAAGCCUUUGGUAAUGCUAAAACUUUACGUAAUAAUAAUAGUUCACGUUUUGGUAAAUAUAUGGAGGUCCAAUUCGAUGGCAAAGGUGAUCCAGAAGGUGGUAGAGUUACUAAUUAUCUCUUAGAAAAAUCUCGUGUUGUAUAUCAAACAAAAGGAGAAAGAAAUUUUCAUAUUUUUUAUCAAUUAUUAGCUGGUGCAAAUCAACAAUUAAAAUCUGAAUUAAGAUUAGAAAGUCCAGAUAAAUUUAAUUAUUUAAGUGCUAGUGGUUGUUAUAGUGUAGAUGGUGUUGAUGAUUCACAAGAAUUUCAAGAUGUAUUAAAGGCCAUGAAAGUUAUUGGUGUAACAGAUGCCGAGCAAAAAGAAGUUUUCAGAUUAGUUGCAGCAAUUCUUUAUUUGGGUAAUAUUGGAUUUAAGAAUAAUGCUAAAGAUGAAGCUCAAAUCGAUCAAUCAUGCAAAAAAGCAUUAGAAAGCUUUGCAUAUUUAAUGCAAACCGAUGUUUCAUCAUGCGAAAAGGCACUUUGUUUCCGUACAAUUUCAACUGGUACUCAAGGUAGAAGUGCCCGUGUAUCAACUUAUGCAUGUCCACAAAACUCUGAAGGUGCUUACUACUCUAGAGAUGCACUUGCCAAAGCUUUAUACAGUCGUUUAUUCGAUUGGAUCGUCGCUAAAGUUAAUCAAGCUUUAGGUUAUAAGCAUAGCUCCAACUCCUUAAUGAUUGGUAUUUUAGAUAUCUAUGGUUUUGAAAUUUUCGAAAAGAAUGGCUUUGAACAAAUGGUUAUCAAUUAUGUCAACGAACGUCUUCAACAAAUCUUUAUUGAACUCACAUUAAAAACUGAACAAGAAGAAUAUUUCAACGAGGGUAUUCAAUGGGAGCAAAUCGAUUACUUUAACAAUAAAAUUUGUUGUGACUUAAUAGAAUCAAAGAAACCAGCCGGUAUUUUAACUGUCCUCGAUGAUGUCUGUAAUUUCCCAAAGGGUGAUGACCAAAAAUUCUUAGAUCGUUUAAAAGAAUCUUUCAAUUCACAUGCUCAUUUCCAAUGUGCUUCACAAGCUGGUAAUUCAUUUACAAUUAAACAUUAUGCUGGUGAUGUCGAAUAUUCCGCAGAUGGUUUCGUUGAUAAAAAUAAAGAUUUAUUAUUUAAUGAUUUGGUAGAAUUAGCCGCCUGCACCAGUAGCAAAUUAAUUCCAUUGUUAUUCCCAGAAAUUAAUUCCGAAAAAGACAAGAAAAAACCAACUACUGCUGGUUUCAAAAUUAAAGAAUCAAUUGGUGCUUUGGUUAAAGCAUUAUCUGCAUGUACUCCACAUUAUAUUAGAUGUAUUAAACCAAAUUCAAAUAAAAGAGCUAAUGAUUUUGAUACAUCAUUAGUUAUGCAUCAAGUUAAAUAUUUGGGUCUUUUAGAAAAUGUAAGAAUUCGUAGAGCUGGUUAUGCUUAUCGUCAAACCUAUGAUAAAUUCUUUUACAGAUAUCGUGUAUGUUGCAAAGAAACCUGGCCAAAUUGGAGCGGUGGCUUUGAAGCUGGUGUAGAGGCCAUUCUUAAAUCAAUGGAUUUAGAUCCAAAACAAUUUUCCAAAGGUAAAACUAAAAUUUUUGUUAGAGCCCCAGAAACUGUAUUUAAUUUAGAAGAGUUAAGAGAAAGAAAAGUAUUUACAUAUGCAAAUAAAUUACAAAGAUUUUUCUUAAGAUUCACCUUAAUGAGUUAUUAUUAUUCAAUUCAAAAAGGUGCUGCAGAUUCAUUAAAAUCAAAUAAAGAAAGAAGAAGAUUAUCAUUGGAAAGACCAUAUCAAGGUGAUUAUAUCAAUUAUAGAGAAAAUUUCGAGUUAAAAGAUAUCGUCAAAAAGAAUGGUAAUGAAAAGAUAAUGUUUACUCAUGCUGUUAACAAAUAUGAUAGAAGAUCAAGAUCACAACGUCGUGUUUUAUUAUUAAGUGAUGUCGCAGUUUACUUUAUUGCCACCGAAAAGAAUAAGGAUAAAGAAGAUAGAAAGAAGCGUCCAUGGAUCUAUGUUCAAAAGAGACGUCUUUUACUUGCUGGUAUUACCUCAAUUGAAAUGAGUAGACUUUCAGAUGGCUUUAUGGUUAUUAAAACAAUGAACGAACACGAUCAAAUUUUCGAAUGCCGUAGAAAAACUGAAUUCCUUGGUACUUUAAUGAAAGCUUUCAAGACUGGUACUCUUCGUGUAAACUAUAACAAUUCAAUAGGUGUUGCUAUUAAGGCAUCCAAACAAGGUGGUAAAGGUAAAGAGCGUGUUAUCACUUUUGAAAAAGGUAUUAAACCAGAAUCAUCAAUUAAAGGUACUAAAGUUAUAGCUCCAAACGAUGGUUUACCAGCUGAUACCGUACCAAAUCUCACUCCACCAGAAUCUUUACCAGUAGUAUCAAUUCCAAUUUAUAGACCAGCUAUGAAUUCUAAAGUUGCUCCACAACCAGGUGGUUCCGUUAAACCAUCAGCUAAAGCUUUAUAUGAUUUCCAAGCCGAAUCAUCAAUGGAACUUUCAUUCAAAGAAGGUGAUAUUUUAACUGUAAAUGACCAAAGUUCAGGUGACUGGUGGGAUGCCGAAUUAAGAGGACGUAGAGGUAAAGUACCAUCAAAUUACCUUCAAUUAAUAAAGAAUCAACCAGCUGGUGGCGCUACACGUGCACCAAUUGGUAGAGGUGCUCCACCACCAACUUCAACCUCCACAACAUCAACACCAGUAGGUAGAGGUGCACCAGCAACUCGUGGCGGUGCUACAGCAACUCGUGGUGGUAUGGCUCCACCAAACCGUGGUGGUAUGGCCCCAAGAGGUGGUAUCGCACCACGUGGCGGUAUGGCUCCAAGAGGUGGUAUUGCUCCAAGAUAA